AUGAAUGACGGUCGCGAUGGGCCUAAUCGCGGGGCGCUCCAUGCGGAGGCCAGUGCGAACACCCACUCUAUGAACAACGCGACGUCUCCCGAGCCUCACAAACCAAUACCUUCGGCCGAAACCAAAACCACACAAUUGCCGCAACCAUUGUCACUGCAAAUAGAUGGCUUGAAUGCUGUUACCGUCGCCCACGGCGAGGGUAGCGGUCCGAACUCAGCCUAUAUUGAAUCGUUGGAGCGCGGCAGCGAUACAUCGGGCGAUGGCCGACGACUAGAUCUUUCCGCUAGCACCUUCACAGACUCUCUUUCCAGCAUUCCUUCAUCCUCAACCGAUGGUAAUAGCCAGUCGAAAGAGUUCGGUACCUCUCAUAUAUUGAAUGGACAUACAUCGAUACCGGGGGUGGACCGGGAGUUAUUGGAAUCCCAACUUCCCCCGCACAUGCAGCCGGUGAAUGGAGGCUCGUCAAUAGAUCGAUGGCAACCCUCACUAUCGCCUAUCAAAGCCGGCAAUGUUGCAAUAUCACCGCCACCAUCGCCAAAACAUUCACGCACAAGGUCGAACUUUGAUACUCGCCUGGCCCCAAGCCAGAAACGGACAGCAGCUGGCGACUUCAAAUCCAAUUUAGAUCCCCCGACAGCUCAUAGUACCGACGGGAAUGGAGCUGCACGGCGACGUUCGAAGAGUACGGGCUCGUCAGCUUAUGGGAGUAGAAUUGCACAGUUAUCGGUCCAUAUCCGUACACGUCUAUCAUAUGCAGCCGCAAAAGUAGAGCAGGCUCGACAGUCGCGAGAAGCUACCCCCCAAACCGCACUACAAACGCACAACAGUGCGUCGCCAUUGAGCACGUCGGCAGCAAGUGACAUCGCAUCAUUACAGGCAGGAAACACCACGCCUUUGUCACAAAGUUCCCAGACAUCUUCCAACGGGAACCCUCAUCAUUUUCCGAGCCAUAACCGCUCGCGAUCAGCAUUCUCAUCUAAUCAAUUCCUCCCGACUCCAAAACUAGCACCGCCUGUGGAUAUUAUCUCAUCAAAUGGUCAUAACCAGCGCCGUCGGCCGAAUCCUAACGCAGUCUCCAAACCUUCAGACCACAACCCUAUCUCCCGCCACCGACGCCAUCAUUCACACCAAGAGAACGGCCUCACCCGGCCAUUCAACGGCCAACAAGUCCUAGGAUCAGAAGCGCCCUUACUCUCAUCGUCUCACGCACACGCACCAACAUCCACGCCGAACGGCUUCUACAGAACCCGCACCCAAUCCCAAAGCACACUCAUGGAACAAGACGCCAUUGAAACCCUGAUGUUCAUGUCUAGCCCCGAGAACUCAGGGUAUCGUUUCAGCCCUCGUCCGCUGCAACCAGAGAGCACGCAAAGCAGCCUGAACGAGUUAGUAAACGCUUCCAGCAAUGGAGCACACCACAAUGGAAGUCAAGGCUCCCAACGCUCCAAGUCUCAUAAUGGUCGUGAGGCCGGAAGAAAACCAGGGCUGGAGGCUCAUGCUGGUGAUGAUAUCGAUCGUCUUUUGGAUCAAAUGGAUAGUGAUAGCGAGGACGAGGAAAGAUAUGCAUCAUAUCGUCCUCGAAUUAAUGGUGCACAUCCAUUUAGAGAUCAUCAACACCCGAGGUAA
This is a messenger RNA of Penicillium vulpinum, 1626 nucleotides long. RefSeq lists its product as uncharacterized. Bases 1 to 1626 code for a protein of 541 amino acids. The record is from RefSeq and is a predicted model, not a curated record. The transcript is spliced from 2 exons. Lineage: Eukaryota; Fungi; Ascomycota; Eurotiomycetes; Eurotiales; Aspergillaceae.